AUGGUUCCUGUUGAAAAGUUGUUGCUGUUAAGGGACUCCUUACGCAGCGGUCGCAGCGGCUCCUUAGACGCGUUCAUAGAUAGAACACUAUACAGCGGUCGUGCGUGUGUAUAUUCGGAUACAAUGCAGAUCUUUGUGAAGACCUUGACGGGGAAGACCAUUACAUUGGAGGUGGAACCCUCUGAUACUAUUGAAAAUGUUAAAGCUAAGAUUCAAGAUAAAGAAGGCAUUCCUCCAGACCAGCAAAGGUUGAUCUUCGCCGGUAAGCAGUUAGAAGAUGGCCGCACACUUUCCGACUACAAUAUUCAAAAAGAAUCUACUCUCCACCUUGUGCUACGUCUUCGAGGCGGCAUGCAAAUCUUCGUGAAAACGUUGACUGGCAAAACUAUCACAUUGGAGGUUGAGCCCUCUGACACAAUUGAGAAUGUUAAAGCUAAGAUACAAGACAAAGAAGGUAUCCCUCCAGACCAGCAGCGAUUGAUUUUCGCCGGCAAACAAUUGGAAGAUGGACGCACAUUGUCUGACUAUAAUAUCCAAAAGGAGUCCACACUCCAUUUAGUAUUACGUCUGCGUGGAGGUAUGCAAAUAUUCGUCAAAACUCUAACUGGCAAGACAAUUACGCUUGAAGUUGAGCCUUCAGACACAAUUGAAAAUGUAAAAGCUAAAAUUCAAGAUAAAGAAGGUAUUCCCCCUGAUCAACAAAGACUGAUAUUUGCCGGAAAACAGCUAGAAGAUGGCCGCACCCUAUCAGACUACAACAUUCAAAAAGAAUCCACACUCCAUUUAGUCCUUCGUCUACGUGGUGGCAUGCAGAUUUUCGUUAAAACAUUGACCGGCAAGACAAUCACACUGGAAGUAGAGCCUUCUGACACCAUUGAAAACGUCAAAGCUAAAAUUCAAGAUAAAGAAGGUAUCCCCCCUGACCAGCAGAGGUUAAUCUUUGCUGGCAAACAACUGGAAGAUGGCCGUACUCUUUCCGAUUAUAACAUUCAGAAGGAAUCCACUCUUCAUCUAGUACUGCGACUUCGAGGUGGAAUGCAGAUAUUCGUAAAAACAUUAACUGGCAAAACUAUCACAUUGGAGGUGGAACCCUCUGACACAAUUGAGAAUGUUAAAGCUAAGAUUCAGGACAAAGAGGGUAUCCCUCCAGACCAGCAGCGAUUGAUCUUUGCCGGCAAGCAACUAGAAGAUGGACGAACAUUAUCAGACUACAAUAUUCAGAAGGAAUCUACGCUACAUUUAGUCCUUCGUUUACGUGGUGGUAUGCAGAUAUUCGUAAAAACAUUGACCGGCAAGACAAUCACAUUAGAAGUAGAACCUUCUGAUACCAUUGAAAACGUCAAAGCAAAAAUUCAGGACAAAGAAGGUAUCCCUCCAGACCAGCAGCGUUUGAUCUUUGCUGGCAAACAACUGGAAGAUGGCCGUACUCUUUCCGAUUAUAACAUUCAGAAGGAAUCCACUCUUCAUCUAGUACUGCGACUUCGAGGUGGAAUGCAGAUAUUCGUAAAAACAUUAACUGGCAAAACUAUCACAUUGGAGGUGGAACCCUCUGACACAAUUGAGAAUGUUAAAGCUAAGAUUCAGGACAAAGAGGGUAUCCCUCCAGACCAGCAGCGAUUGAUCUUUGCCGGCAAGCAACUAGAAGAUGGACGAACAUUAUCAGACUACAAUAUUCAGAAGGAAUCUACGCUACAUUUAGUCCUUCGUUUACGUGGUGGUAUGCAGAUAUUCGUAAAAACAUUGACCGGCAAGACAAUCACAUUAGAAGUAGAACCUUCUGAUACCAUUGAAAACGUCAAAGCAAAAAUUCAGGACAAAGAAGGUAUCCCUCCAGACCAGCAGCGUUUGAUCUUUGCUGGCAAGCAAUUAGAAGAUGGACGAACAUUAUCAGAUUACAAUAUUCAGAAGGAAUCCACUCUACAUUUAGUAUUACGUCUGCGUGGUGGUAUGCAAAUCUUCGUGAAGACCUUAACUGGCAAGACUAUUACAUUAGAAGUAGAGCCUUCUGACACAAUUGAGAAUGUUAAAGCUAAGAUUCAGGAUAAAGAAGGUAUCCCUCCAGACCAGCAGCGUUUGAUCUUUGCUGGCAAGCAAUUAGAAGAUGGACGAACAUUAUCAGAUUACAAUAUUCAGAAGGAAUCCACUCUACAUUUAGUAUUACGUCUGCGUGGUGGUAUGCAAAUCUUCGUGAAGACCUUAACUGGCAAGACUAUUACAUUAGAGGUAGAGCCUUCUGACACAAUUGAGAAUGUCAAAGCCAAGAUUCAGGAUAAGGAAGGUAUCCCUCCAGACCAGCAGCGUUUGAUCUUUGCUGGCAAGCAAUUAGAAGAUGGACGAACAUUAUCAGAUUACAAUAUUCAGAAGGAAUCCACUCUACAUUUAGUAUUACGUCUGCGUGGUGGUAUGCAAAUCUUCGUGAAGACCUUAACUGGCAAGACUAUUACAUUAGAGGUAGAGCCUUCUGACACAAUUGAGAAUGUCAAAGCCAAGAUUCAGGAUAAGGAAGGUAUCCCUCCAGACCAGCAGCGUUUGAUCUUUGCUGGCAAGCAAUUAGAAGAUGGACGAACAUUAUCAGAUUACAAUAUUCAGAAGGAAUCCACUCUACAUUUAGUAUUACGUCUGCGUGGUGGUAUGCAAAUCUUCGUGAAGACCUUAACUGGCAAGACUAUUACACUAGAGGUAGAGCCGUCGGACACUAUUGAAAAUGUUAAAGCUAAGAUCCAAGACAAAGAAGGUAUUCCCCCAGACCAGCAGCGUUUGAUAUUUGCCGGCAAACAAUUGGAAGAUGGGCGAACGUUGUCAGACUACAAUAUCCAAAAGGAAUCUACACUUCAUUUAGUAUUACGUCUGCGUGGUGGUAUGCAAAUUUUUGUCAAGACCUUGACUGGUAAAACCAUCACUUUAGAGGUUGAACCUUCUGAUACAAUUGAAAAUGUGAAAGCUAAAAUCCAAGAUAAGGAGGGUAUUCCUCCAGACCAGCAGCGAUUGAUUUUUGCUGGCAAACAGCUAGAAGACGGUCGAACACUAUCAGAUUAUAAUAUUCAGAAGGAAUCAACUCUGCACUUAGUAUUACGUCUACGUGGUGGUAUGCAGAUUUUUGUCAAGACCUUGACUGGUAAGACUAUAACUUUGGAAGUGGAGCCCUCUGACACAAUUGAGAAUGUAAAAGCUAAAAUUCAAGACAAAGAGGGCAUUCCCCCAGACCAGCAACGUUUAAUCUUCGCCGGCAAACAGCUAGAAGAUGGCCGUACACUAUCAGACUAUAACAUUCAGAAGGAGUCUACAUUGCAUUUAGUUCUCCGUCUUCGUGGUGGUAUGCAAAUUUUCGUUAAAACACUUACUGGUAAGACAAUCACCUUGGAAGUCGAACCUUCUGACACUAUUGAGAAUGUCAAAGCAAAAAUUCAAGAUAAAGAAGGCAUUCCUCCAGAUCAGCAGCGAUUGAUCUUUGCAGGCAAGCAGUUGGAAGACGGACGUACACUUUCAGACUAUAAUAUCCAAAAAGAGUCUACUCUACAUUUAGUUUUAAGAUUGAGAGGUGGAAUGUAA
This is a messenger RNA of Arctia plantaginis, 3549 nucleotides long. The record is from the annotation of a GenBank genome assembly. Lineage: Eukaryota; Metazoa; Arthropoda; Insecta; Lepidoptera; Erebidae.